Pocillopora verrucosa is the source of this 1739-nucleotide messenger RNA. RefSeq lists its product as uncharacterized. NCBI's taxonomy places the organism in Eukaryota, Metazoa, Cnidaria, Anthozoa, Scleractinia, Pocilloporidae. The record is from RefSeq and is a predicted model, not a curated record.
AUUAGAGUCUUUGUAGAUGUUUAUCAAACAAAGUUGAUUAAGCCACCUGAUCGGAGGAAAUGCAAAAAUUUUAAGAACGCCCUGAAGUGGUGAAUUUGGUCGAAUUGAUGUAACGGUGUGGUUUUGUUUCAAGAGCCCUGAGGAAAACGGAUCAAGUUUCGCAACAAGUAGUCAAGCAAUUCAUAAAACGCACUAAGACCGGCUAGAAUUGGAAAUAUUUCAGACAGGGUGUUGAUUCUUAAAAGACCAAAAAGCACGGAAAUGUGGUUAAAGAAUUGAGGCUGUUUUAGUGGCUGUUAAAGACAUUAUUUCAAUAUGAGUGUUAGUUCAUCAAGAUACCCGCUUAUUCGCAUCAGCAAGACAGGAGAAAUGAGGCUGAAGAACAAGGUUGGAAAUGCAAUACUCAAGGAAAAUGCCUACGAAGAUCGAGCACUCAGCACGCGCUUGGACGAGUUAUCUAAACAUCAAUUCAGGCAAGAUAAAUACAUGACUUAUAGACAGCUUGAAUUUGCCACAAAGCAGGUUUCGGCGUCAGAAGAACGACCCCGAACGCUAAAUGGACAAGAAGGCAUCAAACAGGUUCAACAAAAUGUCGAUAAUGGCGAACAGUUACCCCCGAUAGAUACACGAGGAAGAUCAAAUAUCGUAGCUUCGAAUUUAGAAGCGUGUCGCACAAAUCCAAGCGGGGAAUUAGUUGGAAAUGAUAAAGCAAAAGGACGUUGGGAAAAGGCAAUAACUCUUGUUCGAUUAGCGGUGCAAAAUAGGCCGUCGCAGAAAGGCAGCGCAAAGCCGUUGUCAAGUCCUAGGAGAAAAAUAUCUGGAAAUAAACACGUCGAUGUACACGCGAGCGACACGCCGGAUCGACAUCAGUUACCACCAAUUCACGGAAACGAGGGAAUACUUAGGGAACCGUUAGGGUCUUCAAAGAGAAAGCCACCGCUUCGAAAACAGCCGAGUUUACCAGAAAUGCUCAGAGUCUCUCGAGAAAAAACUCAAAAAUGCCUUGAGGAUCCGAGGUUCAUGAAACUCGAGCAGUGUUUAAGCGAGACAAAGGAUCAUCCAGAAUCGAUCAGACGACCCAGAAAAAAUUCAAGAACAAAACGAGCUUCUUCGGACAGAAUUCGCGACAUGUACAAUAAUAAUAAUUUCAGCUAAAAAGGCAUUUGGAGAGGAACUCGACUAUGACUGAACUUAAAAUUAUAAAUUAUUCAGAUCAUACACAGCUGUAUACAUGAAAAAAGAAGCUUAAAAUCUAAAGAAAACAAACUACUGAGUUCUCGUUCGAAUUUAUUUGAAACGCGCUCUGUACAAAAAUAUACGUAUGGUGAUUGAAAUGAUUGGUAAUACAAUAAAAUUAUGAGCCACAACCUUUUUCCUUAACUGCAUAUGCUAACCCACAUGCAAGAAACUUGCGUAAAUAUAUGUGUAUAUAUAUAUAGUCAUAUAUUCAAGUAUUAUUUAUGUUAAUCUUGACACAUAAUUUUUAAGUUUAAAAACAAAUUAAAAGUAUGGAUUUGAUGUGGGUAACUCGUUCCAUUCCAAUUCAUUUCCCAUUGACAACCAAAAAGUGGAUUUUAAUUUUCAAGUCACGUCUCUAAGGAAGAGAUCAUGCAAAAAAACAUCUGUCAGUUAUCAAAAGGUAUAUACACUUAUUUAUUCGUAUAGAUAGAUUAUUUUGUUUCGGUAAUUAACAAUUUAAAAGAACAAUUUAAAACAAAUAUAUAGUUUGGCAUCAACAG